GCAUGCGCGUGAAGGGGGAGGAGCCGUUGGGGGAAAACGGUGAAUAGCUGUUAUGGCUAGCUGGCUAAUCAGAUGGAUGUAGCGAAAUUACAAAAGCUUUCUUUAAGGAGGGUAAAUAAACACAGCUGAUUGUAGUCUGGUAUUCUUUUGGUAUCUUAGGGACUAUAUUUGUACCUAAACUCCGUCCUGACUAAGCUCAAGCAGUAUAUUGCCCGCUGAGCAGUGGAGAAUCCGUUGCUCUGCUCUCAUGAGGCACACAGCUAGCUAGACUGAGCUAGCUUAGCUAAGUUAGUAUGCCCUCUGAUUUUAUAUCUCUUCUGAGCACGGAUAUCGACCUCAAUUCCCCCAAAUCUCUGUACUCUAAAGAGUCAGUGUAUGACCUACUCCCUAAAGAACUACAGCUUCCCCCCACCACACAGGACAAACAGACCAUGAGCCAGAAGAGCGGUGGAGAGGCAGGCCCUCUUCCCUCUGCAGCCCUGGCCUCAGAUGCAGCAACUGCCUCAUCAUCCCCUGGAGGGCACAGCAGUGCACUUCCUGCCUCUUCCAGCAUGCACUCUACUGCUUCAGCUCCAGAGCAGUCAUCCAGGCUCCACAGCUGUCUCCCUGCAGAGGUGUUGGGAGCGGAGCCUAGUUCAGCUUCUGCCAUCAGUGGGGUUGCUGGGGGUGAUGGUGUUGGGGUACCAGCCCAUCAGAACCAGAUGACCCCCUCAAAACGGCGGACUGUCCUGAAUAUCUCUCCACCUCCAGAAGACCUGCUGGAUGACAGCCGUAUGUCCUGCCAGGAUGAGUUACCACUCAACCCAGACUCAGAGCAGAGCAGCAGUAUAUGGAUGGAUGACUCAGUUUCUAACUUCAGCAUGCUGAGCAACAGUUCGUACAAUGAUAAUACUGAGGUCCCCCGAAAAUCCCGUAAACGUACACCUCGCCAGCGGCCUGGUCCCAAACCUGUGGCCAGGGAUGAAGCAACCAUGGAUGUGUUUGAUGCAGACAGCGCAAAGGCUCCACACUUCGUACUUUCACAACUGGGUUCUGAAGCAAAAGGCAAUCUCAAAGGAAGCACCCUCGAGGUGGCUGGCAGUCAGAAAGGGGGUGUUCUUUCAAUGCAAUAUCCACAAAAGAGCGAGGGGAAGGAACUGAAGAUUCUAGUCCAACCUGAGACACAGCACAGAGCACGAUACCUUACAGAAGGGAGCAGAGGAUCUGUCAAAGACCGCACACAGCAAGGCUUUCCCACUGUCAAAUUAGAAGGUGUGAAUGAACCAGUCGUACUCCAGGUGUUUGUCGCUAAUGAUGCUGGACGUGUAAAGCCUCAUGGAUUUUAUCAAGCCUGUAGAGUGACUGGGCGUAACACGACAGCUUGUAAGGAGGUGGAUGUCGAGGGGACCACAGUUAUUGAAGUGAAUCUUGAGCCUAGCAACUCCAUGACAUUAGCAGUGGACUGUGUUGGCAUACUGAAACUGAGGAAUGCAGAUGUUGAAGCUCGAAUAGGGGUAGCUGGCUCCAAAAAGAAGAGCACUCGGGCUCGUUUGGCAUUUAGAGUCAACAUCCCCAGACCAGAUGGCUCUGUCCUCACUCUGCAGACCCUUUCUUCACCAAUUCUCUGUACCCAACCUGCUGGAGUGCCAGAAAUUCUCAAGAAGAGCCUUCAUAGCUGCCCAGUGAUUGGAGGAGAGGAAAUUUUCAUAAUUGGCAAAAACUUCCUCAAGGGAACCAAAGUUAUUUUCCAGGAAAAUGCUACAGAUGAUAGCUCAUGGCAGGCUGAGGCAGAGAUUGACAUGGAGCUUUUUCAUCAAAAUCACCUAGUGGUGAAGGUUCCUCCUUAUCAUGACUUGACUGUGACCUCCCCUGUGUCAGUUGGGAUUUCUGUGGUAACGAAUGCAGGAAGAACACAUGAACUGCAGCCUUUCACCUAUACGCCUCAGCAAGAAAAAGCUGAUAUUUCUGUGAAGUCAGAAUUGCCAGCAACAUCUAAGCCUUGCACUUUUGAAGACCAGAUAACAGCAAUGCAAAGUGGGACCAGUAGUCUGAACAGUACCUUGAUGGCCCCAAUGAUAUCCAUAGUCAAACGAGAAGAAGUCACUCCAAUGGAAGUCUCUACCAACCCCACAGCAUGUAACAUUUUUAAGCCAGCAGAGGUUCUUAAUUCAAACCAACAGAUUUUGGAAAUAACCACCGUCCUUCCCACAAGCAGCAAAUCAUUUCCUAGCCCUGUGCCUCUGCAGCCUGUUGACUCUCAACAAUCAGCACCUCCAAUUUUUACAGCUCCAGAGCCCCUUACCACUAUUCAGAAGCAGGACAUCUCCCCUACAACGUCUUUUCAAGUGUCCUUGUCAGAAGACACAACAGUUCUUCAGCCUGUGCCCCCGCAGGUCCCUCAGCAGUUCUUGCGGGAAACCCCAGAGACUCUGUCUCCAGAAGACAAUAGCCCAGAUGGCACAGGAAUGGUGGUAGUGAGCAUGGAGUCCAGGCCUCCUCCAUCCCAGCAACCCCAGGUCCAAAACCUUUUGCCUCAGGAUGAGGUGGCACAGCUAGAAAGAGCAGUAAGGGAGUUGCAAGAGCAACAGCAACUUAACUCUGUGCUUUAUGGUCCAACUCCUUCUGCUGAAAGCCUCCAACAGCAUGUUCAGGAGAACAUGAACAGUUUAAGGCUGGGUGGCAAUGAGAACACACUGACCAACCAACAGCAGCAGCAACAAGAACAGAACAUAUUAGAGAACCUGCAGCAACAACAUCAAAAGGCACUAGUGGAUCUCCAACACCAGCAAACAGUCCUGGAAAGUCUGCAACAGCAACAAAAGGUCUUGGAGAACCUUCAGCACCAAGCUCUUGGUAGCUUGCAACAGCAGCAGUCGCAUCAAAAAGUUCUGGAAAACAUGCAGCACCAGAAAGUUCUUGAGGACAUUCAGCAGCAAAACUCUUUGGUGAACAUGCAGCAUCAGAAAGUACUCAAUACUUUGCAACAGCAGCAACAACAUCAGAAAAAUCUAGAGAAACUUCAGCAAGAGCAACAACAUCAAGAAGUCCUGGAAAAUCUACAGAAGCACUUACAGUCAGAACUCCCACAGAUUCCUAUGCAGUGUACACCAAGUUUUUCUGGAGUACCACCAGAUCAAAUAUCUGAGCAUCAAAGCACCACGCAGACAGAUGGUACAAUGUCCCAGCCAUCUGACGGUUUCCUCCAAAAUUCAUCCCAGCAGCCACAGCAACAAGCACUUUUCCAACAGGCAGGAGGGAUCUUGACUAUUCAGACAUCAAGCUUUCUUCAGCAGUCACCUUCGCAGUCCUCACCUCCCCAGCAAUUAUUUCAGAGUCAUAACCCUAUGACUGAAACACAGGACCCUCAGACGGCACUCUUUGGCUCUUCCAAAGCUUCCCAGGUCCAGCCUGCUUUAUUUCCCAAUACAUUGACAAUGUUGACAAGCACUAACUUAUCUUCUGAGCAGCAGGCUCCCUCAACCACACUUUUCAUUUCUCAGGGAGUUCUCCCUAGCCAAAUAACAGCUGACAGUACCCAGAACCAACAGCAACAACAGAUAACUUUUCUCACACCCAUGCCACCAUCUGCUUCGGCCCAGACAGUCUCACUUUUUCAGGGACAAGCCCAGUUGUCCACUCCAAUGGAACAACAGCAGUCUCCCCAGCCGCAGCAAAUACCGACACCUCAGCAAGCCUCUCUUUUCCAGAGCAUGUCUACGAUAUCCCAAAGCCAGGCUCAGCAACCAUCACAGACUGGCCUACUAUUUUGUGCUACGCCUAUUAACCCUCAAGACCUGCCUCAGACCCUCCUAUUCAGUGGCCAGAACCAGGGUCCAAUUGGUGGUGAACAACUUCCACAGAACAUAUUUCAAGACCAGCAGCCCAUGCAGGUUGUCCCAAGCUCUGCAAAUGUGGCAGCAGAUACCUCUACAAACCAGUCUACUGUUCCAUCCCAGUCAAAUCAGAGUCCUCAAAUUCUUUUCCCCCAAGCCAGUGUAGUGAAUGUGGCUCAGCAGGAUUCAUCAGAGCCUAUGUCUUUCCAAGAUGAGAGCUCUGUUGUGGAUGACUCAGCCACCAGUAUGCCUUCAACUCGACCAGGACUUUUUCAGGACCAGCAACCUAUGCAGGUUGUCCCAAGCGCCAGUAAUGUUGCCUCUGUAUCUUCCACAGACCAAGCCUCUGUCAACAUUUUUUUGCCCCAAGCAGCCAUUUCAGCACUGCAAAGUGGUGUAGGCACUCAAGAGUUACCUCAGGCUGCCACAGCAGCAGCCAUUUUUAGUGGGCAGGGUGGGGUGGCCAUUGGAGGCUUGCAGAGCUCCACCCCCACAUCCAGUCAGCCGACUCCUGAUCCACUCUUUCAGACAGCUUUGGGGAACACCCUAAGCCAGCCAGGACAACCAGGACAACCAGGCCUGUUUCUGUUUGAAAUCCCCAAUGAAUGUGGUCAGCUAUUAAACCCUUCUGGUCCUGCGUUAGCAGAUCGACUUGUCUCCAUGGGGCAUCCUAGUUCAGAUCAUAACCAGAGCCAGCUUCAAACUAGUGCACAGAUUCACACUUUACUGGACCAGUCAAGCAACCUCAACGAGAAGAUUGACGAACUACUAGAGCGGUUUCAGGAACAAGGGAAGACACUCUCCAGGAAUUUUUUAGAGCAGUAAAUGUACUUCAAAUAUCAUUUGGUGAGCCCUGCUAAGCUUUCUGUCAAGCUUAUAGAUCCAAGUGUAAUGUGUUGUGGAACCUGGAGGAUCUACAUUUAAAAAGGUUUUAGGCUUUAGGUUUAAAAAGGGUUGUUGUAGGCUGUUACAGUUGGUUGUAAUCAUGGUUGGUUGUCUUUUUAAGCAUGUUUAGGGAUCUGCAUAGUUGGGGCCAAUGAAUGUUCUGGCAAGUCAGCAUCAUGCGAUCUGAGGCCAUUUCAUAUCUGAGCAGCAUAUGUUGUGUUUGCAUUCUUUACUGUUAAUCAUUUUCCAUCUCAUUAAUAGAAACUGACACAACUUGAACCUAGAACUCACCACUUAAACCCAAGACAUUGGACCUGUAAGUUGAUAAGAUUUUUUAGAUGGUAUGUUUAGCACUUUAUGGAGCUUCUGAAAUGAGACACUUCCUUUAAGCUUUCGGGCCAUUUUCAUCCACCUGUUACCCUGUGUCUCUCUGUUAAGUGUUUUUCUGCAAAGGUUCUCUCUCUCUUUUUUUUUAAAUUUUUAUUUCUAAGUCCAUUCAUAUGUAGAUUUGAUUUUCAUAACUUAUUUAACGAGCCAUGAUUAAUUACUAUAAUGUUUUGUUUUGAUGAUUGUACACAAUCUUCACUGACCCAUAAGAUGUAUAACAUUCACUGUAAAUAUAUGUAUGUAGUCAAGAUUUAUUUUUGCUGUUGUUGUUCUAUCUAAUACAUUUGCAGAGAAGAGGUCCAUCUUUAGUCAUUCCUGUCCAGGAUGUGUACCAGCACUUGUGUACAGUAUGUUAACAUCUCAUACUGUUGUGUCAGAUACACGCACAGACUAGCCUGGUUGAUUAUCUGGAAACUUGUAAGCUUUUACUUCAUUAGGCUGUUGUUUUAUUGUGGCAAGUCAGGUGUAAGAGGCCUUUUCCAUGUCAAGCUUUUUGGUGGGCUGAUGUCCUGUGAUUAGUAAGUAGUGACUAAAAGUGUUAAUGCCAAGGGUGGAAAACUAAAAUGAGAGAUCCAGUUGCUUAGAAUUCGUUCACUAUUGAUUGAUUGUGCCUAUAUGCACAACUGGUUUAAGCAGCUGCCUGUUUAGACUGAGUUUCAGGAUGGCCAACCGGGCUAUGCACAUGCAUGCCCAUGACAAUGUGUACAGUGUAUGUCAGUUUUGUGUGUUCAGUAGAGGCAAAUAGAGCAUAUUAAUCUUUGUACUGUUGUUACAUGAAGAUUUAUCCAUGGUUUUAUAUUAAAUGUGUUAGAUGUACUUUUCCAAUUGGGCACUAGCUGCUGGAAAGAAGAUUUAUUAAUGUGAAGUGAGGAUGGGUCAUCAGUUCUUUCAUUUAUGUUUGACAUAGUAAAUGAAGUUGUACAGCGUUCGUUUUAACACAUUGGCGUAGUAUUGCUACAUUGUUUACAUAAAUAACCAUUGUUAUAUCAUUUGGACUAAUUAUGAGAACAUAACUCAUACCCUAUAGCUUUACUCCUGGUCAUGGAUAAAUUUUGUUUCUUCCCAAUUUUUUUUCUGAAUCAGCACUCUCAUGUGUUCUUGGAAGACAUUUUUCAUGAAUAUUCUGGCUGUGGAUUUUUACCAGCUAACAAGUAACACCACUCGUGUGUGUGUGUGUGUGUGUGUGAUUGUUUGUGUGUGUGUGUGUGUGUGUGUGUGUGUGUGUGUGUGUGUGUGUGUGUGUGUGUUGGUCACAUCUUUAUUUCACCCAUGUUCAUGUUCAUCUGUGUUUACAGCAGCCCAUUAUUUUGAAGAACCGAGUUAUUUGCAGCAUUUUCAUUUCAAAGCAGUUUUGCUUUGAUGAGUUGUUUUGUUGAAAGAUGUGUAAAUUUCUCCCAAAUUCAUUUGCUCUAUAUGUCAAUUAUUUAUCUUUGGACUAUUUCCCUUGUUUGUCUGCCACUGUAUAGUCAUUUAUUUUCUAAUUAUGUAUUUAAUACUUGUUACAAACCCUGUAAAAAAGAAGCUGAUCUUUUUAGUUGUGGUGUUUUUUCCUCUGUAUGACAUUGGUUUGUAGAACAUGUGCUGUCUUUGUAGUAAAGUGUAUUCUCUCACCUGUAUUAAGUGAGCCAUACAUACAAUAUUUUUGUAAGACUGAAAUUACUAAAUGUACUAUGUACAUUUUAAAACAUUUGAAUUUUGUGUCCCUCCUGCAGUACUGUACUUCAUACAUCAUGUCAAGGGGAAGUGAAUGAUGAUAGUGCUUUUGUCCCCAUCACUGUGCUAUGAAACAGAAGUUCUGUGUGACUUGUGGAGCUCAAAUUCUGUCAAUUUAAGACCUGAAAAAGGAGAAGUUUUUACAGAGUAUAUAGGCUAAUGAUUUGGAACGUGCGUUCCAUACAAAGCCAUAUAAACAAAAUAGUAGCUCUGAUUUCAGAGUGAAAGAAUGUGUUUUUACCUCAUGAUGUAGAAAUAUAGAUUCACACUACAUCUAACGAAGGACCAAUUAAGAUGACCUCUCCUUUUCUCUCACAAUAUGGCAGCAGAACUCUUUUUGUGGAUGAAAUAUUUAUCUGUGAGUUCUUGGUUUUUGAGUACCAAUGUUCCAGCUUAAGUCAAAGUGUCAUACUGUAUAUGUAACAGAAAACAAGCAGAAACAGAACAAAAGCAGAAUAUUUCUGCGCAGUCCAUCGUUGUAAGAACUACUUAAACUUUCAUUAGGUUACACAGAUAUUUAAUCUACUCUCCAUUGUAUUGUCCUAUUUUUAUUGGAAGUACUUUGUGCCUUUGCAAGCCGUUCCCCCUUACUUCUAAAGUACCUUUGUAACUAAUUACACAUUUUGGGGUUUGUAGUUCAACUUUAAAGUGAUCCAAAAGUUAAAAACUGCAAGAUUUCUAAUGAUGUGUGAAGUUGUCUUGUCUAGGUGUUGUUUACAGAUCCAUCAAAUGCAGAAACUGAGUGCAUUUGAGCUUUAUAUCAUGAAACUGCUAUGCAGCUCAAACAUUUUUCUUUUUUCCACCAUUUUUUCCCUUUUUUAACAAUUGGUUAUUGCCUCUUGAGAUUUGCCAUAACAAGGUACAGAAGAGAAAAAAAUGAUAUUCUUUUGAUUGUUCUCAUCUCUUUAAAAAAAAAAAAAAAGGCAUGGUGAAGUAAUGUAUGUGAAAUGGUUUCUGACAACAAUCUUCGAGCGCUUACCCCACUCACCAGCAGUUUGUGUGCUUUGUAUGCGUGUGAAUGUUUGAGAGUGCAUUUUACUCAUUUUCAUUUUUCAUAUGCAUUUUUUUUACUAUGAUUUGCUUUUGUUUGAUGUGAAUAAUAUUCUUUACAUUUUGAAGUCAUAGGGAUAACCGUUUACUUUUGAGUGUGUCUCUGUAUCGUGUGAAGACUCAUGUGAAGUAACAUUUAACAUAAAUAUACUUGUAUUUUGCUUUAAAUCAGUACAUUUGUAUACUCUUGCAGUUAUAUUUCUGUAAAACGUGCUGCUAUCUAUAUGAAUAAAGAUAGAUCUGAAA
Messenger RNA from Pygocentrus nattereri (red-bellied piranha), 8093 nucleotides. RefSeq names its product nuclear factor of activated T cells 5a (gene nfat5a). Gene Ontology annotation, biological process: calcineurin-NFAT signaling cascade; cytokine production; regulation of transcription by RNA polymerase II. Gene Ontology annotation, cellular component: transcription regulator complex. Gene Ontology annotation, molecular function: transcription factor binding; DNA-binding transcription factor activity, RNA polymerase II-specific; RNA polymerase II cis-regulatory region sequence-specific DNA binding. The coding region runs from base 294 to 4637 and encodes 1447 amino acids. NCBI's taxonomy places the organism in Eukaryota, Metazoa, Chordata, Actinopteri, Characiformes, Serrasalmidae. The record is from RefSeq and is a predicted model, not a curated record. The transcript has 13 exons.